Oncorhynchus nerka (sockeye salmon) is the source of this 4182-nucleotide messenger RNA. RefSeq names its product neuronal intermediate filament family member 2 (gene neff2). Bases 143 to 1342 code for a protein of 399 amino acids. The record is from RefSeq and is a predicted model, not a curated record. Gene Ontology annotation, biological process: neurofilament bundle assembly. Gene Ontology annotation, cellular component: cytoplasm; axon; intermediate filament. Gene Ontology annotation, molecular function: structural constituent of postsynaptic intermediate filament cytoskeleton. The transcript has 3 exons. Lineage: Eukaryota; Metazoa; Chordata; Actinopteri; Salmoniformes; Salmonidae.
UGCAAGACACUCGCUCAUCCUCACCGAUGGUCUGCAGAACAAGGGGGACUUUAAAAAAAAAUUAACAUCUGAAACAAAAAAAACAUCCUACAUUAAACAAAAAAAAAUCUAGAAAAAAUAACAAAACAACAAAAAAUCCAUCAUGAGCUACGAUCCUUAUAUCUCCUACCGCCGCACUUGGGACAGCUACCGAGGCUCUUCUCGACCUUCCACCACCAAAUCCUUCAUGUACUCCCCUCUCUACUCCUCCUCUUCCUCCCGAGCCCUGGGCCUGGCGGCUGGGAAGCAGCGUCCACCCGCCUCUUCCUCACUGCCGGAUGCGUCUGCACGGAUGGACCUGGCCGAGGCCUCCAGCCUCAACACAGAGCUGCUGGGGCUCCGCAGUCAGGAGAAGGAGCAGCUGGUGGGCCUCAACGACCGCUUCGCCACCUACAUCGACAAGGUGAGGCGCCUGGAGCAGCAGAACCGGGCCCUUCUGGCAGAGCUGGAGGCUCUCAGGCGGAGACAGAGGGAUCCGUCUCGUCUUCAGGGGCUCUACGAGGGUGAAGCCCGGAGCCUCAGGGCUGCAAUCGACCAGAAGACAGGAGAUAAGAUGCGCAUGGAGGCAGAGAGGGACUACCUGAAGGACGUGUACGGGCAGCUGAAGGAGCGCUAUGAGGAGGAGGCGCAGUGCCGUGCGGAUGCGGAGGAGGCCCUGCAGAGGGCCCGGGAAGAAGUGGGGCGGGCCAUGCUGUCUAACUGCGAUGCAGAGGCCAGCGUUGUCUCCCUGGCCGAGGAGAUGGGCUUCCUGAAGAAGGUGUUUGUGGAGGAGCAGGCGGAGCUGCAGGCCCAGGUUGUGGCGGCUAACGUGUGUGUUGACAUGGAGGUGAGCAGGCCAGACCUGUCUGCGGCACUCAAGGAGAUCCGGGCGCAGUACGAGCGGCUGGCCAAUAAGAACAUGCAGGCGGCCGAGGACUGGUACCGGGGGAAGUUUGAGUCCGUGGCGGAGAUGGCAUCGAAGAACAACGAGACGGUGCGCUCCAUCCGGGAGGAGACCAUGGAAUACCGCCGGCUGCUCCAAUCACACUCCUCUGAGAUCGAGGCCCUGCGGAACGUCAUCGAGUCGCUGAACAAACAGCUGGAGGAGCUGGAAGAGCACCAGGGGGAAGAGGUCACGAAGUAUCAGGUGAGGAUAAACAAUCUGGAGUGCGACAUCAACGAGGCAAAGCAGGAGAUGUCUCGCUACCUCAGAGAGUACCAGGACCUUCUCAAUGUUAAAAUGGCUCUGGACAUUGAGAUCGCGGCAUACAGGAAACUGCUGGAGGGAGAAGAGUUCAGGCUGACCUUCUCUGCCCUGAACUAAAUCCUCUUCACACUGAACCCCAAUAACCCCGAACCCCAAUAUCUCAAUAGCCUAUACCCUAACCUAAACCAUACUCUUUAGUCUUAUAGCCCUACCAUUGGUCCUCCUUCCACCCUUACCUAAACCCCAUACUACCCCACCCUUACCUAAACCCCACCCUUACCUAUACCCCAUACUACCCCACCCUUACCUAAACCCCAUACUACCCCACCCUUACCUAUACCCCUUACUACCCCACCCUUACCUAAACCCCACCCUUACCUAAACCCCAUACUACCCCACCCUUACCUAAACAGCUUACAACCCCACCCUUACCUAAACCCCAUACUACCCCACCCUUACCUAAACCCCAUACUACCCCACCCUUACCUAAACCCCAUACUACCCCACCCUUACCUAAACCCCAUACUACCCCACCCUUACCUAAACCCCACCCUUACCUAUACCCCAUACUACCCCACCCUUACCUAAACCCCAUACUACCCCACCCUUACCUAUACCCCUUACUACCCCACCCUUACCUAAACCCCAUACUACCCCACCCUUACCUAAACCCCAUACUACCCCACCCUUACCUAAACAGCUUACUACCCCACCCUUACCUAAACCCCAUACUACCCCACCCUUACCUAAACCCCAUACUACCCCACCCUUACCUAAACCCCAUACUACCCCACCCUUACCUAAACCCCAUACUACCCCACCCUUACCUAAACCCCACCCUUACCUAUACCCCAUACUACCCCACCCUUACCUAAACCCCAUACUACCCCACCCUUACCUAUACCCCUUACUACCCCACCCUUACCUAAACCCCAUACUACCCCACCCUUACCUAAACCCCAUACUACCCCACCCUUACCUAAACCCCUUACUACCCCACCCUUACCUAAACCCCAUACUACCCCACCCUUACCUAAACACCAUACUACCCCACCCUUACCUAUACCCCAUACUACCCCACCCUUACCGAAACCCCAUACUACCCCACCCUUACCUAUACCCCAUACUACCCCACCUUUACCUAAACCCCAUACUACCCCACCCUUACCUAUACCCCAUACUACCCCACCCUUACCUAAACCCCAUACUACCCCACCAUUACCUAAACAUCUUACUACCCCACCCUUACCUAAACCCCUUACUACCCCACCCUGACCUAAACCCUAUACUACCCCACCCUUACCUAUACCCCAUACUACCCCACCCUUACCUAUACCCCAUACUACCCCACCCUUACCUAAACCCCAUACUACCCCACCCUUACCUAAACCCCAUACUACCCCACCCUUACCUAUACCCCAUACUACCCCACCCUUACCUAUACCCCAUACUAACCCACCUUUACCUAUACCCCAUACUACCCCACCCUUACCUAAACCCCAUACUACCCCACCCUUACCUAAACAGCUUACUACCCCACCCUUACCUAAACCCCAUACUACCCCAUACUACCCCACCCUUACCUAAACCCCAUACUACCCCACCCUUACCUAAACCCCAUACUACCCCACCCUUACCUAAACCCCAUACUACCCCACCCUUACCUAAACCCCAUACCUUCCUCCCCAUAACUCAUCCCCACUGUACCACCCUAAUCUAGUACCACCCUAAUCUUGAACAAACCCCCCUAAGCGUCCUGAACGUCACCCUUCCGAAGACAGAUGUGCCCUUGUUCUACACAAGAGGUCCACGAUGAAGAGGUCCCCCUUCUUCUCCACACUGAUGUUGUGACAUCAUACAUCAACAAAAUGGCCGCCAGGCAGAAGACUGCAGAGAUACGCUGCACUGCAUUAGCUCAUACAGCUCAGCCUGUGAGCAAUAUCCUCCUGCUAGAGUUCCCCAUCUCCGUUAGCCUGGUCCCAGAUCAGUUUGUGCUGCCAUGUCAUCGGCUUAUGGUCUCUGUCACACCAGCAGAAACAGAUCUGGGCUACAUCGCCACAAUAUCCAAGCAUCAGGCUCAGUAUUUCAUUUGACUAUCCCCUCCCCCAUUGUGCAAACAUUUGGCCAGUUGUUUGUAAAGGAGGACUUUAUUCAAAUGUAAUUUAGCUUUGGAUGCUUGGAUUGUAUCUGUGUGUUGUUCUCAUGCUGAUAGAAAGCGGUUGUGGGCGUAUUGAUUAGGAAUAUAUUGAUGUGGAGCUCUAUCAACAGGAUAUUGAUCCUGAACUGAUCAGCACCCCUGGUUCUGUAACCGGUGAAACAGUAACCUUAAAGUUUAUUGACCUUCUCUGUUACUCUUUCGUGAUAUUUCCAUCCUCUUAUCAAAUUUCCACAAGCUUCAGUCAGGCGAAGAUAAGACAAUAAUUGGUUUUGGCAUGUUGUUCAUGAAACAUAAAUACUAAGCCAAGCGGUCUCUUGCCGUAUGAAUGACAAGCUGUGUGUAAGGAAAUGUCAUGUAAAGACUGCAUUAUUAAGAGCUUAGUUACUGGUUUCUCCCUGUGAUCUUAGAGAAAUAACUCUGUUAUCUUCUGUUAGCCCUUUUCUGUUCUGUAAGACCUUCCGAACCUAGCCUGGGUACCAGUCUGUUUGUGCUAACAUUACGCUCCUUGCCGCCCCUUGUCAUACCAAACAUGUUUGUCAUAUGACACGGAGUACCAGGGGUGGAAUGGUAGCACAAAACACGUCUGGAUUUCAGACUGGUCUGAACCUACAAGCUACAAGUAAAUAGUUAAACAACUGAAGAACAACUCAGCCUGGUAUCUCAAGCUCUUUGCUGUGCAUAUGUACACCGACUGAUCCUAGAUCUGAAACUAUCCCAAGUCUGCACCUUAUACUGUAUGCGUGGUAUACCUGUAAGGGCCAGCAACUUGCUGAAUAAAAUUACAUAACUGAACUGCAAA